AUGGUAUUCGUCUCCGUCAUCGAGAACGCUCGUCAGGCAGAGGAAGCGGCUAAGUUUGUCGCCGGUGCCGAGCAAGCACGUCUGGUCGAGGAGAUCACCCGCUUCGUAGCCGACAACCCGCGCCUCGAUCUCAGGGAGGUGUUAUCCAAGGAGGGCUCGGAAAGAUUCGGCGCGCUGUUCGUCACGCGCUCGGUGCGCGAGAAGUACUGGGGAUACGGCAUGACGCUCGCGUUGGGCCACAGGGUGGGUCUGGACGAGCACGCGUUGCCGGAGGACGGCCCGCCGGGUCUGGAGCAGACGGAGACCUCGGAGCUGUCGUUUCGCAAAGAGAUGUUGAAGGUAUUCGUAUUCCUGAAGGGGCCGGUAUCGCCCGCGACGAACCUGCGCUUUGUCCCACAGUCUCUCCGGUGUCAGGACUCGAUUCGCUCCGCGAUGGGCGUGAUCGGUAUGGCGGGCGAUACGUUUCUCAAGGAGAUCUAUGUCGACCGCUUGCUGCCCAUACUUUUCGAUUGGUGCCAGGAGCCAGGCUUCCUCGGUGUCGACAUCCACAAGGAAUCAUCACGACUGAACCACUGGCAGGAAUGCCUGGUAUCCGGCCCGCAGCUCCUGGUUUGGUGGUUGGAACCAUUAAUCGGCACCCUGAACUUCCGCUACCUCCUUCAGCUGGGCAACGCGGAUGACCAGCAGGAGGUGUUCAAGCACCAGCUGCUGAUCUACCUCGCGGUACGGAUGUGCAAGCUGGUUGAUCGUCUCUACGUCGCCGUAACGUGCGACAGCAGAUAUCCGCCGCGCUGGCACACCCAGCAGGAUCAGGAUCAUGACCACGGCAUAUACCACGAGCACCUUCAUGGCAUGUCCAAGUUCUACCGGGAAACAGGUACCGUCGAUGAGGAUGUGGAAGUAUCUCGGUAUUCGGUCCCCGUCAGACUCUGGCCCUCGUAUCAAACCCUCGUGCCCGUUCACAAACUGCAUGACCGAGGGGUCUAA
Messenger RNA from Drepanopeziza brunnea f. sp. 'multigermtubi' MB_m1, 987 nucleotides. Lineage: Eukaryota; Fungi; Ascomycota; Leotiomycetes; Helotiales; Drepanopezizaceae. The record is from RefSeq and is a predicted model, not a curated record.